This is a messenger RNA of Pichia membranifaciens NRRL Y-2026, 1458 nucleotides long. RefSeq lists its product as hypothetical. The record is from RefSeq and is a predicted model, not a curated record. Lineage: Eukaryota; Fungi; Ascomycota; Pichiomycetes; Pichiales; Pichiaceae. The transcript has a single exon. Bases 1 to 1458 code for a protein of 485 amino acids. Gene Ontology annotation, cellular component: endoplasmic reticulum. Gene Ontology annotation, biological process: sphingolipid catabolic process; carboxylic acid metabolic process. Gene Ontology annotation, molecular function: sphinganine-1-phosphate aldolase activity; pyridoxal phosphate binding.
AUGCUCCCUCCGGUGCAGAAGCGGGUGAAACAGGAAGUUGCCGACGCCAGACGGCUUCUAGAAAACGACUUGAUCGUCAAGGCUGAGCACGUGGAGCACCAUCAGCUGCCAGAGGAGGGCCUAAGCUCCGACGCCGUGAUGGCGCAGUUGGAUGCCUUGGACUCAAUCAAGGCCGUGGCAUGGAAAGAGGGGAAGAUCUCCGGUGCCGUCUACCACGGCGGAGAUGACUUGAUCAACCUCCAGACCGAGUCGUACCACAAGUUUGCCGUCGCCAACCAGUUGCACCCCAACGCCUUCCCCGGCGUGCGUCAGAUGGAGGCCGAGGUCGUCAGCAUGGUCCUCGGCCUCUUCAAUGCCCCAUCCACCGGUUGCGGAACCACCUCAUCCGGCGGUACCGAGUCACUAUUACUAGCGUGUCUUGCAGCCAGAGAGAAGGCCUACGCCGAGAAGGGCAUCACCAAGCCCGAGAUCGUGGCACCAAAAAGCAUUCACGCCGCCGUCUUCAAGGCCGCCAAGUACUUCAACAUGACUCUCAGAUUGGCCGACCUCGACCCAAAGACCUUCACCGCAGACAUCUCCCACGUGAAGCGCCUUGUUACCAGCAACACCGCCAUCAUUCUCGGCUCCGCCCCAAACUUCCCUUACGGUACCAUCGACAACAUUCCUGAGUUGUCCAAGAUUGCCGUUAAGCACAACAUCCCGCUCCACGUCGACUGCUGUCUUGGUUCCUUUGUCAUCGCCUUCUACGAAAAGGCCAUGGGCAAGAAGCUGCCUUUUGGGUUUGACUUCAGAGUUCCUGGUGUCACCUCCAUCUCUUGCGAUACCCACAAGUACGGUUUCGCUCCUAAGGGCUCCUCCAUCAUCAUGUACCGUUCUCCCGAAUACAGAAAAUACCAGUACUACAUCACCUCCGAGUGGGUUGGUGGCUUGUACGGGUCCCCGACCCUGGCCGGGUCCCGUCCUGGUGCAUUGACUGUUGGUGCAUGGACCACAAUGAUUUUCCUCGGUCAAGAAGGAUACGUGAAGAACAUACGCUCAAUUUUGGAAACCUCGCAAAUUCUACGCCAUGCCAUUGAAAACGAGAUUCCAGAAUUAGAUCUCAUUGGCGACCCACUCCUCUCCGUCGUAGCGUUCAAGAGUGAUGUCAUUGAUGUCCAUGUCUUGGGUGACCUGCUCACGAAGAGACACGGAUGGCAUUUGAGCAGCUUGCAGCAGCCAGCUGCCUUGCAUCUGGCCGUGACCAAGUUAACCGGUCAAGCCAUCUUGCAGUUGGUUGAGGACCUCAAGAAGUGUGUCGAGGAAUGUGUAGCCGCCGUUGCCGACAACCGCCAAGCCAUCAAAAGUGACACUGCCCAACUCUAUGGUGUUGCCGGCAGUUUGAGCACCCGUGGUGUCGUCGAUCAGCUUGUCGGGGUCUUCCUCGACGUCUUGUACGAAAACGACAAGACGAUGCAGUGA